AAAAGUGAGCUAGACACAGUGAGAGACUCGGCAGCGCUGCUGCACAUUCAAAAUAGAGUCAGAGGGUGGGAGAGAGAGAGAGAGAGAGAGAGAGAGAGGGAGAAAGAAGGAGAGUCAGGGACAGGCAGUGCUGUAAAGGAGAGCACAAAGAGAAGGAAAGUGGAGCAGGGGAGGGGAACAGGAGGCUGGGUGAAGGGAGAGGGAAAGACAAAAGAAGGAGAGGGAAGACAUUAAAGGGUGAACGGAAGGGACUGAGCAAAUGGCUACGGAGGAGACGGCGGGGGGAGCCAGGAAAGCCACCAAGAGCAAACUGUUUGAGUUCCUGGUCCAUGGAGUGCGUCCUGGCAUGCCGUCUGGAGCGAGGAUGCCCCACCAGGGAGCGCCCAUGGGCCCCCCUGGCCCACCGUACGGUGGGAGCCCGGCGGUGCGACCCGGCCUGCCCUCCCCGGUGAUGGAGCCCAGUCGUAAGAGGCCUGCACCCUCCCAGCAGGUCCAGCAGCAGCAACAGCAGCAGCAGGCCGUCCAGGGCCGGGCCAGAAAGAAGCCAGUUGGAUUCCCUGGAGCCAAUGAGAUGCCGGCGAGGCAGAUGGACAUGAGAGAGCCCCAAUCAGAUCCCACGCUCGGAUCAAAUGCUAAGAGAAGGAAAAUGGCAGACAAGAUUCUUCCGCAAAGGAUCCGUGAGCUGGUCCCCGAGUCUCAGGCCUACAUGGAUCUGCUGGCUUUUGAGCGCAAACUGGACCAGACCAUCAUGCGCAAACGUGUGGACAUCCAGGAGGCGCUGAAGAGACCAAUGAAGCAGCAGAAGCGUAAACUGAGGCUUUACAUAUCGAACACGUUCAACCCUGCCAGACCUGACGCUGAUGACUCAGAUGGCAGCAUUGCAUCAUGGGAACUGCGAGUAGAGGGGAAGUUGCUGGAUGACCCGGGGAAGCAGAAGAAGAAGUUUUCUUCAUUUUUUAAGAGCCUGGUGAUUGAGCUGGACAAAGACCUCUACGGUCCUGACAACCACCUGGUGGAGUCAAUGCGUGGUGCCUUGCUCUUUCAGUGGCACCGCACGCCCACCACUCAGGAGACGGACGGCUUCCAGGUGAAAAGGCCGGGAGACGUGAGUGUGCGCUGCACUCUGCUGCUAAUGCUGGACUACCAGCCUCCCCAGUUUAAGCUGGACCCUCGCCUGGCUCGCCUGCUUGGCAUUCACACUCAGGCUCGCUCCUGCAUCAUCCAGGCCCUCUGGCAAUACGUCAAGACCAACAAGCUGCAGGACUCCCAUGACAAGGAGUACAUCAACUGUGACAAGUAUUUCCAACAGAUCUUUGACUGCCCUCGGCUGAAGUUCUCUGAGAUCCCUCAGCGCCUCACCAACCUCCUUUUACCCCCCGACCCCAUCGUUAUCAACCAUGUCAUCAGUGUGGAUCCCAACGACCAGAAGAAGACGGCCUGCUACGACAUCGACGUGGAGGUGGAAGACCCCCUGAAGGGUCAGAUGAGCAGCUUCCUCCUCUCCACCGCCAACCAGCAGGAGAUCGCCUCACUCGACAACAAGAUCCAUGAGACCAUCGAGUCCAUCAACCAGCUGAAGAUCCAGAGGGACUUCAUGCUCAGUUUCUCCAGAGAUCCCAAGGGCUACAUCCAGGACUGGCUUAAAUCCCAGAGCCGAGACCUUAAGUUAAUGACAGACGUGGUGGGGAACCCUGAAGAGGAGAGGAGGGCAGCGUUUUACCACGAGCCUUGGUCCCAGGAGGCGGUCAGCCGCUAUUUCUACUGCAAGAUCCAGCAGAGGAGACAGGAGUUGGAACAGGCCUUAGCUGUCCGCAACACCUAAACCACCAAGGCCCUCCUGAAUCUCUGCAUCUGAUUUCAGAGCUGCGUGUGCUUGGAUGUGGGUAAGGCCAUCGCUGUAGUCUGGUGAAACCUCAUACCUCUAAAAAUUCAAGUUACUAAAUUUUUUUAAAAAAAAAACCUUUUGUCUUAGUGAUAAAAGAAAAUGCAAAUUCAGAAGUUUUUCCAAAAUGUUGAAGUUAAAGGGAAAUUAGAGGUUUUCUCACAACAGCAGCGAUGUGCACGUAUGGAAGCCCAGAUCUCGAUGCAGAUAUGCGUCCACUCCACUCCACCAUAUUUGUUCCGUUUUGCGCAGGACUGUGAGGACAUCGUCAUUAACAGCAUGUGUUCAGCUGCACCCUCAGAAGUCAAGCCCCUCGGAGCACAAUCAUCCUCAGACUCACUGCCUAAUAAAAAAACAACCUCCUCUUUGUCACUAGUCUCUGCUUUUGCAAACACAUCACUAACUCUGACGCGGCUGCUCACACAUCGCUGCGUUUUUUGGAUUCUCGAGAAAAGCGUUUGCUGUUGUGUCCGACAGAAAGGUACAGGAUGUUACUCAUCGUCACGGUCAAUUCUCACAUUGUCUUUAUACUUUAUGUUUUCCAACUCUUUCUGGAAUGGCUUUAUUGUUUUGAAGUGUGACUGUGUAGGUUGUUUUUUAUUUGUUCUCAUUAGGAAAGUAUUUUUGAAAGGUUGAUUAACUACACCAGCAAAGUCGAGAUUACGGUGUUUGCAGGGAAUCAAUUCUAUCUAGGAACCUGAGGUGUGGAUUCCAUUCGUUGUCAGGUUGGAGCGAGUCAAUUAGAAAACCUCCAAUGUGUCUCAUUUUUGUUUGCCAGUAAACUGUUUGAUUUUUGCAGUAAUUCCAACAACAGUAUUAGGUAAGUUAACUUAAGUAUUAGCUUAUUAGUUUUAAUGAAGGAGAAACAACAUUUGAUCAACAAAAUUGUACCUUUUUCUUUACUUAAUCAGCAAAAUGACAAAUAUGCCUAAACAUUUUGGGACUUGAUCUGUUUUGUCAGAAGUCGCUCACUGCCUCGUCCUUGUGUAGUAUUUUGCCAGUUAAUGUCUGGAAGGUGUUACCAAAGGUUGCAACAAGAAGAUGAGAAACACGAUCACUGAAAUAGAAGUGGGCAAAAGUCUUCACCUGGGUUUUGCAAAAUUGCAAAAGGAAAUGCAAAAUGUUUCCUUGUACGGUGUUCGU
Molecule: messenger RNA, 3025 nt
Organism: Etheostoma spectabile (orangethroat darter)
Lineage: Eukaryota; Metazoa; Chordata; Actinopteri; Perciformes; Percidae
Gene: smarcd3b
Product: SWI/SNF related BAF chromatin remodeling complex subunit D3b
Exons: 14
Coding region: 260-1822 (520 amino acids)
Source: RefSeq, a predicted model, not a curated record